CGUACCAUCGAGUGAAUCGGUUUCCCGGUUGGCUUUGCGACAUUCUCCGAUUCAGUGGACCUUCAUCAUCCUGCCGAAAGCCCCUCCACAAAAUGAGAAGCCAUCCGGAGGUUCUUUGGGCUCAGAGGGCAGACAAAGUUUACCUGACCAUAGCCCUAACCAAUGCAAAAGACAUUGCAGUUAAAUGUGAGCCCCAUGGAUUAUUCAACUUCUCUGCCAUUGGAGCAAAUGAUGAAAACUAUGAAGUCAGUUUGGAACUUUAUGGAAACAUCCUACCUGAGGGCUGCAAAACCCAAAUGGGGUUGAGGAAUAUACUGUGCACUAUUCAGAAAGAGGAGAAAGGUUGGUGGAAACGUCUCUUGAAAUCUGAUCAAAAACCUGCUCCGUAUAUAAAGGUUGAUUGGAAUAGAUGGUGUGAUGAGGAUGAAGAAUCAGUUAAAGGUAGUGAUGAUGACGACUUGAAGUAUGCCAGUGAUGAUGAUGGAAGCAGUGGCGAUGACGGAAUGCUAUAUCUUCCGGACUUGGAAAAGUCAAAAUAG
Lactuca virosa is the source of this 539-nucleotide messenger RNA. The record is from the annotation of a GenBank genome assembly. NCBI's taxonomy places the organism in Eukaryota, Viridiplantae, Streptophyta, Magnoliopsida, Asterales, Asteraceae.